AGGGAAAUAUUAUAAAUUAAAAUGUUUUGAUAUUCCAGAAUACAAUGUUUCCUUCGAAAAACGUGGUUGAUUACGGCAGUGAAGCAAAUUGGUUUCUUCCUACAAAUAGGAUGGAUGGUGAUACAUCCAAUACCUAUAAUUCUCCUUUCCAGACUCCAAUUGCCAAUAGAUAUUCCAGUUCAACGGAUUCCACAUCUCCGGAAUCCUACUUCAAUACACCAUUACAAAUAAAUCAACACUUUGAACAUAGUAGGACAAGAUCUGAUACCCCAAAAACAUAUGACAGUAAACUGCAUGACUCCCGACCUAUCUUCUAUAAUAAUUUCGACUCUCCCCCAAUUUAUGACAGUCGUCCUUUAAAGUUUGAUACCAGUCUGUUUGACAGAACUGUGCCAGGUGUCACACCUCGACACUACAACAGUUUAAGUACUAUACCUUAUGAUAGCAAUAUUCCAGUGCAUCAACACCAAAGUAAUGAUUAUAAUCAAAUACAUGAUACCCCAUUUCAAUUACAACGUCAUAGAGCUAUUGUAGGUCGUAAAAUUCUUGGUUGUCAUUCCAGACUGUCUGGUAACGAAGAACUAAAAACUGACACUGAUUACAGUAUAUGGCAGCCAAAGACUCCAGAACCUACCCAAAUGCCGUACGAAUUAUUCCCAUCCAAUGAAAAAUGUUCUGGAUUCCAUACUCCUGUGAAAAAAACUGCAGAUUACCCAGCAAACUCUCGAUACAAAAUAUCACCAACAUCCUCUGUAGUGCCAGUGUCAUAUUUGUCACAGAGUGUGUCACCAGCAUCGAGUACCAUUCGUUAUACUGACAACCUGUCACCGUCCACUACAAAUAGGUUACAAUAUACUGAUAAUCUGUCACCAACUACUUCAAAGAGAUUACAAUUUAUCGAAAACCAGCCACCAACUGGUUUAAAUAUAAAUCGUUAUUCAGAGAACAUGUCACCAACUCCAAAUAGGCUUUGUUAUACCAAGAACUUGUCACCAACUACAAGUAGGAUUUGUUACCCCGAGAACCUGUCACCGACUUCAAAAAAGAUCCUGUAUCCUCAAUUCAAACCUCCUUAUAACCCUUCCCACACAGGAGCUUCUUCAAGCAAUGGUGAAAUCGGUCCAUCCAAAAUGUGCAUGUUCUGCCGUAAGAACGGUGAAACUGCAAGUGUUUAUAUGGACCACUGCGUCAAAGAGAAGAUUGGGAACAAAUAUAAAGUUACCUGUCCGAUAUUGAGGGAGCUUGUAUGCAUGACAUGUGGCGCCACGGGUGACGAUGCUCAUACGAUAACCUACUGUCCAGUACUACGGAGCUGUAACAAUGGCAAACCUCUGCAAUCUACGACCAUUACAUUGAAAAGCACACGUAUCAAGAGUGAUGGUACAAAACGAAACAAGACGAAUACAAACCAAUAUCUAUGGCAGGGAUAA
This is a messenger RNA of Pararge aegeria (speckled wood butterfly), 1430 nucleotides long. RefSeq lists its product as uncharacterized. Gene Ontology annotation, biological process: negative regulation of translation; oogenesis. Gene Ontology annotation, cellular component: perinuclear region of cytoplasm. Bases 45 to 1430 code for a protein of 461 amino acids. Gene Ontology annotation, molecular function: mRNA binding; zinc ion binding. The transcript has 3 exons. NCBI's taxonomy places the organism in Eukaryota, Metazoa, Arthropoda, Insecta, Lepidoptera, Nymphalidae. The record is from RefSeq and is a predicted model, not a curated record.